AUUGACUUUCCCCUCCACCGGCAUCUGAUUGAUUGAUCAUGUUUUUUAGGUUACAUUUUAUACUUCCGUGUUGAACUCUUAAUACAGUUAUAAAAAAUUCGAACUAUUUUCCGCAAUCCUCAAAUUUGUAAUUAUUAUGGAAGAAAAAUGGGAACCUAAUCAAGAAUAUCUACAAACAUUAAUUUCGAUGGGUAUAUCAUACAACAUUGCAACUGAAGCACUUUUUUGUACUGGGAACAACUCGCUUGAAGAUGCUGUAAAUUAUAUUUUCAAUUAUCAGGAUGAACAGGCAAGCCCCGAAAAAACUUUUAAGAGUGUAGCAGACGGUGGGGGUGAGGCUAGGGAUAACUCGGGGGAUGAAAGUGCAGAUGAAGAAGAUAUAAAAUGUUAUAAAAUGACUUUUGUUGUAAAUACUUCUCUAAAUAUGGGUGUGGGGAAAAUAGCUGCACAGGUGGGUCACGCCUGUUUAGGCCUUUAUAGGGAAAUGUUAGAACAGAACAAAGAAGACGAUUUAAAUAAUUGGGAAUACAUAGGGGAAAAGAAAAUCGUUUUAAAAGGGAACAAUGAGGUGCACCUGCAAGAGCUGUAUGAAAAGGCGAAAGCGAACAGCAUACCCUGUUAUUUAGUAAGAGACGCUGGCCACACCCAAGUAGCGCCCAACUCGGUGACUGUGUUGAGCCUUUUCGGAUUAGAAGACGACGUGAAUAAAAUUACGGGCAAACUCAGCUUACUGUGAUUUAUAGUCCUCGACUUGCCUAAUAAACAUUAAAUUUACCCUUAUUUCUGCCUUUCUUUAAUUCAUGUAUCAUCGUAACUCUAGUUAUAUUAUGUCGGAGGUCAGAUGUAUAGAACCAUAAUCCAAAAAUUGUGUAUACUUUCACGAGCUUAUUUUGAAUUAGCAGAAAAUUAUAGCGUAAAUGUUGAUAUUAAGCUUCAAUACGAAAUUAAUACAAGUUAUAUAUUUUGUUCCCUGUGUAUGAUGUACUUAUAUUAUGAAAUAUAUAAAAAUUUUACAGUUCAAA
Messenger RNA from Anoplophora glabripennis (Asian longhorned beetle), 1022 nucleotides. RefSeq names its product probable peptidyl-tRNA hydrolase 2. The record is from RefSeq and is a predicted model, not a curated record. Gene Ontology annotation, cellular component: mitochondrion; cytosol. Lineage: Eukaryota; Metazoa; Arthropoda; Insecta; Coleoptera; Cerambycidae. The coding region runs from base 137 to 736 and encodes 199 amino acids. The transcript has 4 exons. Gene Ontology annotation, molecular function: peptidyl-tRNA hydrolase activity; protein binding.